Messenger RNA from Conger conger (European conger), 5885 nucleotides. Its product is annotated as B-cell CLL/lymphoma 9-like protein. Gene Ontology annotation, biological process: negative regulation of transforming growth factor beta receptor signaling pathway; positive regulation of transcription by RNA polymerase II; canonical Wnt signaling pathway. Gene Ontology annotation, molecular function: beta-catenin binding; transcription coactivator activity. Gene Ontology annotation, cellular component: beta-catenin-TCF complex. The record is from RefSeq and is a predicted model, not a curated record. Bases 618 to 5345 code for a protein of 1575 amino acids. The transcript is spliced from 10 exons. NCBI's taxonomy places the organism in Eukaryota, Metazoa, Chordata, Actinopteri, Anguilliformes, Congridae.
CAUGUGGCUGCGCUAUGUGUCAGUCAAUUGCACUGGUGACUUCAAUAACCCGUGCGAGAGUGUGCGUGUGUUAUGUACCUAGCUGUAGUAGCUAGUGGUGGCUAUGGACUCCACUCUUCGUAAUAAGCAGACCGUGCGACCUGCCCUUCCCUGUCUCCGAUAGAGGAGUCAUGAGCCGCUUUCUUCGCGUCAGGGACUCGUCUUCCGUUUUGAGCCGUAGACACCAGCCUUGAAACACCGCCUUCUCUAUCGCAACCGGACCGGCCAGUGCCGAAGGGGACGUGGAAUAGUAGCUAGAGACGCCCGGUGCCGAUUGUUUAAAGCCAGGAGGGUCUAUCACAGCGGCAACGGCGUUGAGGUUCACGAUAAAGGCGACUUCGGGGCACGUCUGCUGGCCGUCACUUUUUUGACAUCGGCCUCGCUUAGAUACAGCGGAAUGAGGGUGGCGUGCGGUCAGUGAGGAGUCCCGUUAGGCAGCAUGCUCCUCCGCAUCAGCCGAGCCUCCGCCUGAGGGGUCUCCGUAGGUGGUGUGAGCUUCGCUGAGGACCACAGCAGACUGCAGCGGAUUUAAAACACCUCCCCCACCCCGCCCCCUUUCUUUUGCCCCAGCCAAUCAAAUGCACAAGGAAAAUAAACUAACCAACCAUGGCAAGCAAGUUAUCAGCAGCGCCCAAUCCCAGGUCCCCAAUGUGAACCAGCAGCAGCCCGGACCUGCCUGCAACCUGGGGUCCAAGGGGGUGGGGGCGGGGAAUCAUGGGACCAAGGCCAAUCAGAUCUCCCCGGGAAACCCGGGGCUGAAGAGCGCCAGCCAAUCGAGCAGCGGCGUUGGGGGGCCGCUGAAGGGCAAGACGAAGAGGGAGAGGAGCGUGUCCAUGGACUCCGGAGAGCUGAGAGACGCUCUGGGCCCUGCCCUCGAACCCGACGCCAAAGUAGAGGGCGUGAUGCGCAGCAAGCGCCGCUGCGUCCUGGAGAAGAAGCAGCCGUACAGCGGGGACGAGUGGUGCUCCGGCGGGGACACCGAGGAAGAGGAGGAGAAGCCGCCCGCCGCCCCCCACCGUCCCGGGCAGUCCCUCCCUGGCCCCUCCCCCAUGGGCCCCAUCAGCGAAUCAGCCGGUCCUGUAGUGGGGCGUGGCAUGGGGCCCAGCCUGCGCUCGGAGCUCGCCUCCCUGCCCCGCCCCCCUCAGCAGGUGGUGUACGUCUUCACCACCAACCUGGCCAAUCGUGCGGCGGAGGCGGUGAUCCACGGCCACGCUGACUCCAUCCUCCUCUUCCACCAGCAGAACGUCCCUCGCACCAAACUGGACCAGUGUGUCUCCAGUGGGAAGCUCCCCAGCCUGGCAGAGCAGCUGAGCUCAGGCACUACCCCUCCAACAGGCACCCCCAAAUCCCAGAGUGGCACGCCCCGCCCAGCGUCUGUGGGAGGGGGGGCCGGGGGUCACCAGCACCCCGCGGGGACCCCGUCCUCCACGGGCCACCCCGAGGACGAGGCCCUCCAGCCCAGACCCGGAGGGGCCCCCAACUCCAACAGCAGCGGCGGCCCCGGGCCUCACCCGUCAGGGGCCAACCCUGCAGCGGCAGGGGGCCGCUCCGGAGGGCCCGACGGGCCGGGACUGCUCCCCCAGGCCGGCUCCGGGGCCUCCCCGUCCACUAGCCCCGGGGCGGCCCCCGGUGGGCACCUCCUGGGCGAGGCGCGGGAGGGCCCCAGGAGCACGGAGGGGCUGUCCCAGGAGCAGCUGGAGCACCGGGAGCGGUCCCUGCAGACGCUGCGCGACAUCGAGCGGCUGCUGCUCCGCGGGGCCACCGGGGGGCCGGGGGACCCCGCGGGCCCCAACGGGAACCCCGGCGCCGCGAGCGCCAACGGAAACAACAUCGCCGCCGGCAACAACGGGGCCGGAAGCCUCGACGGCAACGCCGGGCGCGGCGGCAACCCCGGGAACUGCAACAGCAAUAACGCGCCUCUGGCUCCCCCUCCUGGCGGCAUGAAGAAGUACGAAGAGCCGCUGCAGUCCAUGAUCUCGCAGACGCAGAGCCUGGGGGGGCCGGGAAUGGACGAGCCCCACAUGGGGCCCCACCCGGGUCUGCCCCACCUGCACAACCCCUCCCACCCGCACCCGCACCCGCAUCCCCACCACCACCCCCACCUCUCGCCCUCCGGCCUGGACAUGGGGCCCCUGCUGGGGCCUGACGGGCUGACCCCCGAGCAGGUGGCCUGGAGGAAGCUCCAGGAGGAGUACUACCAGGAGAAGCGGCGGCAGCAGGAGAUGCACCCGCACCACCACCACCGGAUGAUGGCCGACAUGGGCAUGAUGCGGGCCCCGCCCCCGCCCUACCACAGCAAGCCCGGCGAGCCGCAGUGGGGGCCGGGGCCCAUGAUGGGAGGGGGCGGGAACGGACGCUUGAUAGACAUGCACCAGGAGGGGCCCCGGGGCCCGAGGUUCCUCGGACAGAUGCAGAGAGGCCCCCCCGGUGGCGGGGGCGGGAGUUACCCUGGAGGAGUGUUACCCAUGGAAGCGAUGGGACACCAGAGGCCUCCCCGACCGGGUAUGGGCUGGCCGGACGACAUCAUCCCCCCUAACAUGGGAGGCGGGGGAGGAGGGGGCGGGCCGUUUCAGGGCUGCUACCCUCCGGGCGGACCGCCCCAGCACCUGCAGGGGGACCCCGACCGCCUCCUGCCCCCUCAGCGGGAGGAGUUAUUCCGGGCGCUGGAGAAACGCCAGCUCCAGGGCCUCCACCGAAUGGAGCUGGACCGACUGGCUAAGCAGCAGCAGGGCGCCUUCCCCAAUUCCGGCAUGGGCGGAGGUCCUCCCCCGCCCAGGGGCGACCCCAUGGACUUCCCCAGCUCUCGAGGGAUGAUGGGGUCUCCGAUGGGCGGGCCUCCCCCCGGGAGGGAGCUGGUGGAGAUGAACAUGAACCCGAACAUGAACCUGGGCCUCCAGAUGAGCGCCCAGCAGCAGCAGCAGAUGAUGCUGGUGCAGAAGCUACGUGGCGUGGGGCCGGAGGGAGGGGAAGGCAUGCUGACCCCGGAGGAGAUCUCUCGGAUCAGGGCGGCGCAGAACGGCGGCGGGGGUGGGAUGCUGGCCAAUAAAAUGAUCUCAGGAGGGGGAGGGGGACCUAUGCCGUUCCCCAACCAGGGCCCGUUCCCAGGGGGACACCCGGGGGGUGGGUACCUCCCUCAGGAGCCCGGUCCGGACAUGUUCAGGCCCGACCAGCAGGGCCUGUCUCCCAUGGGCGGGACAUCCCGGUUGAGCCACAUGCCCGUGAACUCUGGCCCAAGGGGCACUGACCUGGGCCCCCGUUGCUCCUCCGAACUCUCCCUCAACAUCAACCCAAUGGGCUCCCCGGCCCUGCCCCCUCCUCACCAGCUGAAGUCCCCCUCCCUCAGUCAGGCGCCGUCCCCCCUGAUGCCCUCACCGUCUGCUCCGAGCCUCAAAUCCCCCCAGAUCCCCUCAACCGGCCCGCCUCCACCCCCACUCCCGCCGGCCACGAGUGGCGCUGGGACCCCGUCGUCCUCUAUCAAGUCUCCUCAAGUCAUGGGCGCUUCCCUGGGGCUGCACUCUCCUUCCGGCUCUCCCGGGCAUCUCAAAUCUCCAGCCAUGCCCAUCGCUUCCCCUGGAUGGGCGGCCUCUCCCAAGACCGCCCUGCCCAGUCCAGGUGGGCCGGUCGGGGUCAAGGGAACUGGCAAUGGGGGAAGCAGCUCUACCGAUACUGGCCCCUCGUUGCCGCCUAGGAGUACGAACUCAACUCCCAUCAGCCAGCCUGGCUCCAUGAAUCCCAGCAUGCCGUUCAACUCGUCUCCAGAUGCCCCUCCGUCCCAGAAUCCCCUGUCUCUUAUCAUGUCCCAGAUGUCCAGAUAUGCCAUGCCCAGCUCUACUCCCCUGUACCAUGACGCGAUUAAGACCAUCGCCACCUCUGAUGAUGAGAUGAUGCCAGAUCGGCCCAUGAUGCCUGGAGCCAACAUGGCAGUUUUCCCAGCAACUGGGACCUUCAGAUGCAGUGCUUGCAGUGUGGGCUGCAUGGACUCAAUUACUCGCAGAAAUGUGUCAGCUCGGCUUGCAGUCACCACCCACCUACUCUCUCCUACUGGAAACAUGGGAAACCAUCAGUCCUCCCAGAUGCUCCUCACGCCCCAGAAUUCCAUGGGCCCCCACAGCGGGUCGCAGAGUCCCAUGGGGAUGGUCCUCCACGGUCAGCCGCAGCUAUCCCACGAUCCCUCUGGACCCAUGUUACAUUCCCCAAACCCCAUGGGCAUGCCCGGGAUGAACCCGGCGAUGAUGGGGGGCGGAGGAGGGGGGGGCCCGGACGGGAUGGGGCCUUGCAACAUCUCCCCGAUGCUUCCACAAAACCAGAUGGGCGCCUUCCCCCGAAUGCAGCCCCCUCCACACGGGCUCCUGCACUCCCCGAACCCCGGGAUGCCCCAGCAGUUCCACCCGUCCCCUGAGGACGUGGGCAUCCCACACCACCAGCUGCACCUCCUUAAGGGCCUGUCCCACCAGAGGGGCCCCCACCCCCAGGACCCCUUCCCCUCCAUGUCCAUGGGAGACGGGCCGGACCUGAGCGACGUCAUCCGUCCCACGCCCACGGGGAUCCCCGAAUUCGACCUGUCCCGGAUCAUCCCCUCCGACAAGCCCAGCAGCACCCUGCAGUACUUCCCCAAAAGCGAGGCCAUGCCCGGCUCGGGCCCCAACCCCCACCCCCACCCCCACCAGGGCCAGCAGCCCCCUCCGCCCCCGCCCCAUCUCCUCAAGCAGCACCCGUCGGCGGGCCCGCCCAACAGCUCGGCCCCCUCCUCCAACCCCCACAUCGCCAACCUCCAGAAUAUGAUGGCGGAGCAGCAGCUGCCCCCGCCCCAGCACCCGUCCCACCUGGAGAUGCGCUCGGGCUUGGGCCUGCCUCAGGGCGGGCCCCGGGGGAUGGGGCCCGGAGGGGGCAUGGGGCCCAUGUGCCACCCGGGUCACAUGAUGGGCAGGACAGCCAUGAUGUCCCACAGUUCCUUGCAGCAGCAGCACCUCCACCAACAGCAGCAGCAGCAGCAGCAAGCCAUGAUGGCCAACAGCCUCCUCCACCACCCCUCCCACCCGCACCCCCACGCCCACCCGCACCCAGCCAUGAUGUCGCCCCAGCCCCACCCACAGAACCUCAUGUCCCAGCAGAGCCUGAUGAUGAUGCAGGCCAAGCAGCGGGGCAUGGCUGUCCAUGGGGACCCCUACGGCCAGCAGGGGCCCAUGAUGGGCCCCCCGCACCCACAGGCGGGCAUGUUGGGCCCCCAGCCAGGCAGGCAGCGGGGCAUGCCUCUGGAGGGCCCCAUGCGCUAUGGCCCCGGAAGCAUGGCGAACAUGCCCUUCUGAACCGGCCCCACCCCCUGCUGCUGUACAAAAACCUUGUUUCCUCUAGGUUCAUUUUCACAAUGACGUUCUGUUCUUAUUAAUGUUAUUAAUAUUAUUAUUAUUCCUAUUGCAAAUCUGUACCAUUACUGCUAUCGUUCAUAUUGUUUUACGUUUCGGAGCGAAACCGAAAAAAGGCGGUUCAAAAAAAGAAUAAAAAAGAAAAAAUGUUGAUCGCUUUUUGAAUAUCGAGGAGCGGUGGUGACAAAUAGUGUAACAAUAAAUCAAAUCUUAUCAAAGCCAUUUCUUUUUUAUACAUGUAAAAUAUGUACAUUUCACAGAUGGUGCUGUCGGUGGAGGGUGGGAGGGGACAGGAACGCAGACUUUAAAUUUAGAUCUAUUUUCGUUUUAUUCGGAUUCUUCUUUUUCUCCUCUGGCUACCGAACUGUUGUGCAAGGGAUUAUUAUAUAGGUGCUGUAAAUAAGAUGCGAUUUGUGAUUGUUUGCAAAUGUUCUGUAUUACUGUGUUUUAAUAGAAGCUCAAAAAUGAAAAGCUGUCUGUGAA